GCCCUUUAGGACCACAGCGGCGACCUCGGGCGGCGGGCGCGUCGGCCGGGCAUGGCGGCGUGGAGCCCGGCCGCGGCGGCGCCUCUACUCCGCGGGACCCGCGGGCUUCCUCUUCUCCACUGUGCCAAGCGGGUGUUUGCCUCGCAGACCGAGGGGGAGCUCAAGGUGACCCAAAUUCUCAAAGAAAAGUUUCCUCGAGCUACAGCUAUCAAAGUCACCGACAUUUCAGGAGGCUGUGGGGCAAUGUAUGAGAUUCAUAUAGAAUCAGAAGAAUUUAAGGAGAAGAGAACUGUCCAGCAGCACCAGAUGGUAAAUCAGGCACUAAAAGAAGAAAUCAAAGGCAUGCAUGGAUUGCGGAUAUUUACCUCCGUCCCCAAACACUGACCACACCCUGGCUGCGUAGAUGCUGCUGCUAAAUCUUGGAUGAAUCUGACUGAUAACCAUUCUUUCAUAGGCAUCCGACAAAAAUUUUAUCUAUUUUGCUGAUAGACAUUUCCAUAAUAUAAUUAUAGAAUAUGUUAUCUAUUUAGAUGUUAAUUAAAGGCAACAGACAACUAAAA
Molecule: messenger RNA, 560 nt
Organism: Camelus dromedarius (Arabian camel)
Lineage: Eukaryota; Metazoa; Chordata; Mammalia; Artiodactyla; Camelidae
Gene: BOLA3
Product: bolA family member 3
Exons: 4
Coding region: 52-384 (110 amino acids)
Cellular component (GO): mitochondrial matrix
Source: RefSeq, a predicted model, not a curated record